AUGGGCAAGCUAACCAGCACAAUCGGCAUUCCAAUCAAGCUUCUCAACGAAGCCCAGGGCCAUGUCGUCACCCUCGAAAUCACAUCCGGCCAGGUCUACAGAGGAAAGCUCCUAGAAGCCGAAGAUAACAUGAACGUCCAACUGAAAGAUAUUACCGUCACGGCGCGCGACGGUCGUGUUUCGCAUCUCGACCAAGUCUACAUUCGUGGAAGCCAUGUCAGAUUCUUUAUUGUUCCAGAUAUGUUGCGAAACGCACCGAUGUUCCGAACAAGAGGUCAGCGCGGAAGAGGUGUUGGUUUGGCUCGAGGCAGAGCGACGGUCAACAGAGCCCGUGGUCAGCGACGAGGUUAGGUGUGAUGUGAUGUGAAAGACUCACGAAGAUACCGGAGACAGCAUGUAGAAAUGGCCACGGUGAUGAAACAUGCCUGCCUGUCCUUCACGGACAUAUCCACCGUGGCGGUUGUGCGUUUAUCUGCCUACUUUUGGGGCUCCUUGAUAGAUAACGGCUGGCGAUGAGGCGUGGGAGGUUUAAUUCUACAUGGGCGACGCUGAAACCCUUUUUCUUUUUCUCAUGAGAUAAUUGAUUGCCUGUUCUAACGCUUGGGACGAAACGAGAAGAUUGAUUUUUCAACUGCCGCGGUCUGUGUUAAUGACUAGCCCUCCAGUUACUUCAUCGGAAGGUGGGCCAUAUAUAUUAUUGGGAUCCUACCAAACCCAGCUUCAAGUAACAUAAAAUCCAAUGCACUUGAUGUGAAUGGCU
This is a messenger RNA of Coccidioides posadasii C735 delta SOWgp, 760 nucleotides long. RefSeq names its product small nuclear ribonucleoprotein Sm D3 (gene SMD3). NCBI's taxonomy places the organism in Eukaryota, Fungi, Ascomycota, Eurotiomycetes, Onygenales, Onygenaceae. Gene Ontology annotation, biological process: RNA processing; spliceosomal snRNP assembly. Gene Ontology annotation, molecular function: RNA binding. Gene Ontology annotation, cellular component: pICln-Sm protein complex; spliceosomal tri-snRNP complex; U2 snRNP. The record is from RefSeq and is a predicted model, not a curated record.